CUCGGCAGCACUGCUGCGUGCUGAGUUCUGGACAUUUGCUCCGGGAAGGCCGAGGGACAGGAAGUCUCUAGCUGAAGUCCAAACUUUCCCCAGCGAUCUUCUUCCAGAAGGCACCGACCAUGUCUGACUGCAGCCAGGAACAGGACGACAAAGAGUCCAACAGCGGGGAGCUGGAUGAGGAUGAAAUCCUGGCAACUCUGUCUCCCGAAGAAUUGAAGCAACUACAAAACGAGAUGGAAGUUCUGGACCCUGACCCGCUUGUGCCCUUAGGGCAGAGGCAGAGAGAUCACACAGAGAAAGCUCCCACUGGCUCCUUCGAUCACAGAUCCCUGAUUGACUACUUGUACUGGGAGAAGGAGUCCAGCCGAUUGCUGGAGGAGGAAAGGAUCCCGGUCAUUCUGCUGAACAACGAGGAGACUGUAGAAGGAAGAACUGAAGAACCACCAGCUGAAAAGGAGUGUGAAGAAGAGAAGAGUAAAAGUGAAAGAGACAGAGAUAAAGAAGAAGAAAGUACCAAACAUCUGAAUGGAAAUGGUCAGUGGAUUCAGCAAGAUAAUAACCUGGAGAACAAAGAAAUCAAAUACAAAUCAGAGAAAGAGAAGGAGACAUUAGAGAUGAUGAAGGCACAGCAAGUCAAAGAUCUGCCAGUGAUUGAACCUGAAAUUCAAACCGAAGACAAUGGCAGUAACCAGCUGGAGGGAUCGGGGAAGACCAUUCCGGAUCAACCUAAUGACCAGCCGAAGAUUGAAGACCCCAUUCUCUUGUGCAAUAAGACAGAGGCUCGUUCCUCCACUGAAGAACAGGUUGAAUGCAAUAACAAUAAAAAAGGCAGCGAAGAAGAAAUUUCUACACCACCCAAAGAAAGCCAAGAAAAUACUGAGGUGAAACCAAGAAAAGGAAAGGUAGGAAAGAAGGUAGGACUGGACAGUAGUUUCCUCAAACUGACUGCAAGGCCUUCAGGAAACCCAACGCUCUUGGAUGAGUCAUUGGCAGAUAUUCGCAAUAACAAACCUGACCUUAAAGAGGUCAACCUGAACAAUGUGGAAAACAUCCCAAAAGAUAUGCUGAAAAGCUUUGUGGAAGCUUUGAAGAAGAACAAACAUGUCACUUCAUUCAGCAUCACAAAUACAGGUGCUGAUGAUGAAAUCGCCUUUGCCAUAGCCAACAUGCUAAGAGAGAACAAAAAAAUUGUUACCCUCAAUAUUGAAUCCAAUUUCAUCACAGGAAAAGGCAUUGUGGCUAUCAUGAGGUGCUUACAGUUCAAUGAGAUUCUCACUGAGCUGAGGUUUCACAACCAGAGACAUAUGUUGGGUCAUCAUGCUGAGAUGGAGAUUGCCAGACUUCUCAAAGCCAACACCACCCUCCUGAAGUUGGGUUAUCACUUUGAGCUGCCAGGGCCCAGAAUGGUGGUCACCAACUUGCUAAGUCGCAAUCUAGAUCAACAGAGACAACGGAGGUUGGAGCAGCAGAGAAACCAGGUUAUGCAGGAACAAGAAUUGAUGAUGAAUGCCUGUCAAAAAAUUAACCCAGGCCUCCUAGAGAUGGUGGAUGGAUAUGUGCCCAAUCACUCCACCCUCUGUGAAGAACCUCCCCUUCCACCAAAUACCUGUUACAAUCGUCCAAAGAAAAUUGUUCGAGUACAGCUCAGAAAAAUUCCCAAAAAACAAAGUAAAAUUAAAACUUGUACUACAGACGGGAAUGACAAACCAAACCUGAAGGCAAUGUUAAAGUCACUAAAGCCAGUUCCCAGGACUCGACAAGCUCCUUUAGUUGAAAAUACCCCUCGAGAUGAGUUGUUAAAUGAUAUUCGUCAGAGCAACGUGGCUUAUUUAAAACCUGUUCCACUUCCAAAGCUGUUGAGUUGAGCCAGUAUGCCAGCAGCUUGGCUAAAAUUUUAGAGCUGUGCAACAAUAGGGAUGGAGUGUCACAAUCAAACAUGGACAGUUUCCUACUGUUUGCAUUUCUGUGUGGGAACAAUUAAGAACAGUUUAAAGGUUUUUGCAUUAUACAAAUUAUGUGUACUAAAAGCCUAUUGUCUUAGAAAAGUAUUUAUUCACUUUGAUUUGUAUCUUUGAAUCUGGAAUGUAUAAUAAAAUAAAAAAUGAUUGAAACAUUA
This is a messenger RNA of Chiloscyllium plagiosum (whitespotted bambooshark), 2116 nucleotides long. It is a transcript of the gene lmod3, whose product is annotated as leiomodin 3 (fetal). Gene Ontology annotation, biological process: muscle contraction; myofibril assembly; actin filament organization. Lineage: Eukaryota; Metazoa; Chordata; Chondrichthyes; Orectolobiformes; Hemiscylliidae. The record is from RefSeq and is a predicted model, not a curated record. Gene Ontology annotation, molecular function: tropomyosin binding; actin binding. Gene Ontology annotation, cellular component: striated muscle thin filament; cytoskeleton; myofibril.